Messenger RNA from Ctenocephalides felis (cat flea), 4344 nucleotides. RefSeq names its product F-box/WD repeat-containing protein 7-like. The transcript has 10 exons. NCBI's taxonomy places the organism in Eukaryota, Metazoa, Arthropoda, Insecta, Siphonaptera, Pulicidae. Gene Ontology annotation, cellular component: nucleus; cytoplasm. The record is from RefSeq and is a predicted model, not a curated record. Gene Ontology annotation, biological process: ubiquitin recycling; proteasome-mediated ubiquitin-dependent protein catabolic process. The coding region runs from base 192 to 3320 and encodes 1042 amino acids. Gene Ontology annotation, molecular function: ubiquitin binding.
UGGUUAGUAUUUAUUUAGACGUGCAGUGCAAUUUAAAUUCCAUGUGAUACAUUUAUAAAUAUUUUAAUACUAUUAACAAUAUUUUGUAAUAAAUGCAAUGUUCAGUAAAUUUUUGCAGUGAUAUUUUAAGUAGGAUUAAUGUACAUUUGGAUUACACAUCGGGCUUGGUCAAAUAGCGCCCAGUUCUGAGAAUGGACCCAGCAUGUUCUUCGAAUUCCGGUAAUUUUUCAAAAGUAGUAACCGAUACACCUCCAUUCAGCUGCACGGGGAAACCCCAAGCCGCAGCCACCAUAAAUGAAGAGACUCAGACUGAAGACGUUAUGAUAAUAGAUAAUCCAAAUCCUACGCCCGUUUCAGAGUGUUCGAAUGAAACUGAACAAAUUAUCAAAUUGGCCGUUUUAGGUUUAAGGCCCUCUAUGAAACAAAUAAUAGAUAGCAAUGAAAGUGAAUGCCUAGAUCGUAGAAAAGCCACAAAUAGUUUAAGUGAUUGCCAUUAUCUUACCGAUAUACCAAAUUUAGAAAAACUUGAGCGUGAAGACUUUUCUAAAGAAAACGCUCUAAUCAAUGUAAACCAUUCUUCACUUAUCAAUGUUUUUGAAUUGAUAGAAGACAAGAAUCUAGCAUCAAAAUCCAAUUCUCAAAUAUAUAGACCGUCGUCAUCGAAGUGUAGUAGUAGCCAAUAUGAGAAUUUUAAUGAAGUUGUAAAUUAUCCUAUUACCUCAACACCCCAAUGUUCGCAGAAAUUAAGUAAAAUUUUAGAAUUUCCUGAUGAAGAGUCCAAUAAAUGUGAUGCUUCUGCUACGACGCCGCAGGAAGAUUCUUUGAGCGACAAUAAAUCUGUACAAAAUGCUAUGGAAACCAAUGAAGACGAUGUGCAACCCAAUGAUAACAAUAAUGAACAAAGUACCUCUGUCAAGUCCCCGCCUUUAACCACUACACCAAAGAGCAUAUUUUCCACCAGUGAAACCCUUCGAAAACUCAAGUGCUCUGGUUAUAUUAUCAAGCACGAUGCUAGUAGUAAAAACAAAGGUUCCGAAAACAUAGUUACAACUCCAAAAAGUAGUCUAACGUACGACAUGUCAAGGAAAGGCAGUGUUAAGAUAAAUUUAUCAAAAAGUCUGGACAGAAUCGACUGCGAGGCUGGUCCAAGCAGUUCUGCUUCGAGACUUUGUGUCUCGGAUCCUGGACCAAACUUGGAUACGAGUGCGAAUGUAUUCGAAAAACCAGCCGAUGUUAAUUUGUGCGGGGUUAUAACAAUCGAUAGAUUGUCGUUAGAAAAUAAUGAUAAUACUGAAGACAAUGAUGUUGCUAAAGAUGGUUCAAAUAACAAACAAAAUGAAAUGGACGAAAACUUAGAUAUACCUGAAGCAUGUGCUGCAAUUAACGAACCAGAUCAAGAUUUGGUGGUGCUUGAAGCUCGAGAGGUUGAAAUUGAAUAUGAAGAUGACAGCUGGGCUGACUGUGAGGAUGGCAGCGAUGAGGAAGAAGUCUGCACGUGUAGUUGCUUAGCUGACUCAUCGCAAGAGGAUGAAUCUGAUGAUGACUUGAUAACGAGAGAAAUAGACGUCUCACAUAACUCAGAAAUUGAUACAAUAACACAAUCCGAAUUGUUACAAGAAAGCCAUAACAUGAUUCAGGCACGAGUACAUCGGAAACGGAAAUUAGAAGAUGAGUGUUCUCUUCCAAACAAGAAGUCAUUUUCAGAUGAUUCGAUUUUAAAUAGAAGUAUGUUAGAAGAAAGUGCAAUAAGAAAAAAUUCUGAAGGAGGCAUGGGUUAUAUUAGAAACGUUUGUGUUACUCCAAGUGGACAUGUUAGUUCUACUGGUGAAAAGAAAACGCCACGAAGUGUUAUUCCAAGUAAAGAGAAUCCUCCGCCGGAAAUGACGGAAUGGUUACUGCAAUUUUUGCGAUGGUCUCACGCAGAGCGUUUGUUGGCGGUUGACCAGCUGAUAGAACGUUGUGAACCUCAGCAAGUGCGGCAUAUGAUGCAGGUCAUCGAGCCGCAAUUCCAGCGUGAUUUUAUUUCAUUACUUCCAAAAGAACUGGCUCUUAAUGUAUUGUCUUUCCUAGAACCAAGAGAUCUUUUGAGAGCAGCCCAGACUUGCCGGAGUUGGAGAUUCUUAGCAGAUGAUAAUCUGCUUUGGAAAGAAAAGUGUAGACAAGCCGGUAUCCACAAUGUUCGAGAACAAAGACGAAACCAUAAAAUGAAACUUGUUAAUACAAGGUCACCCUGGAAAGCGGCGUAUAUGCGUCAACAUACGAUAGAAAUGAAUUGGCGAUCGGCACCAGUACGACCUCCAAAAGUAUUAAAGGGUCAUGAUGAUCAUGUGAUUACUUGUUUGCAAUUUUCAGGCAAUAGGAUUGUUAGUGGCUCUGAUGACAAUACUUUGAAGGUGUGGUCUGCAGUCACUGGCAAGUGUUUAAGGACAUUAGUAGGUCACACGGGUGGUGUCUGGUCAUCUCAGAUGUCUGGUAGUGUAAUUAUAAGCGGUAGCACUGAUAGGACACUUAAAGUUUGGGAUGCUGAUACUGGUGAAUGCACACAUACACUAUAUGGCCACACGAGUACGGUUAGGUGUAUGCAUCUACAUGAUCAUAAGGUUGUAAGUGGUUCUAGAGAUGCAACAUUGCGAGUUUGGGACAUUACGCAUGGGACCUGUUUACAUGUCCUGGUUGGUCAUUUGGCUGCAGUCCGUUGUGUUCAGUAUGAUGGUAGAUUAGUUGUUAGCGGAGCCUAUGAUUACAUGGUCAAGGUUUGGAAUCCUGAACGUGAAGAAUGUCUGCACACAUUACAGGGUCAUACAAAUCGAGUGUAUUCACUUCAGUUUGAUGGAAUUCAUGUGGUUUCUGGUUCACUGGACACAUCUAUUCGCGUUUGGGAAGUGGAAUCCGGUUCUUGCAAACAUACACUGAUGGGACAUCAGAGUUUGACAUCAGGAAUGGAACUGAGGAAUAAUAUAUUAGUUUCUGGAAAUGCAGAUUCAACAGUUAAAGUUUGGGAUAUCAUUAGUGGGCAAUGCCUGCAGACACUGUCAGGUCCCAAUAAGCACCAGUCAGCCGUCACUUGCCUUCAAUUCAAUUCGCGAUUUGUGAUCACAUCUAGCGAUGAUGGUACAGUCAAAUUGUGGGACGUCAAAACAGGAGAGUUUAUUAGAAAUUUGGUAGCUUUGUCUAGUGGUGGUUCUGGUGGUGUAGUUUGGAGAAUUCGUGCCAAUGAGACUAAAUUAAUUUGUGCCGUGGGUAGUAGGAAUGGAACCGAAGAGACAAAAUUAAUGGUAUUAGACUUUGAUGUUAAAGGCGCCUGUUUGAAGUGCUCUUAGCGGUAAACUACAUCGCGAGCUUCUUUAGAAAGUUCUGAGGUUUGGGCUAGAAAUAAAUAUGCUGAUUAGUGGUUUUACUCAAAUUUAUUUAUUGGAUUUUAAUAAUUAUUUUUGUAUAAAUUUUUGCCCGAGGUUUAUCGGAUUAGAGAGUUUUAAAUAUUUUCUUUAAUUUUGUUGUUUUACUUGACGUUUUAUAAUAUUCUAAUCUUAUUCUGCAUUAAUGCAAUUAAUUUUUACUUAUUGCUGCAAAAUAUUCAGCACCUAAUGAUCAAAGAUUGGAUUUUAACCAUGAACAAAAUAUAUAUUGUAGGAAAAAGUUAAUUUUUUACUUACUUAUUACUGGUUCAAUUGAAUUCUGGAUUUCAGUAUUUUAACCAGCAAUUGUUUUUAGCAAUACCUCUAAGCUUGCUAAAUGCGCUGCGCGAUUUAAAAUGAGUGUGAAAAAUAAAUAAAAAUGAAAACAAAUAUGUAAAAAAAAACUUUAAACAGCAUAGUCUUGUUGCUUUAAUCGUAUAAUACUGUUGUUGAUCAGAAAGUUGUUUGUGACAAUGGUCACCUAUAUAUAGAAGAAAUAAUUUUCUCAAGUACUUAUUGUAAGGUUAUUGUUGCAAAAAUCUUCCACAACAGACGUACUUCAAAUAUUCUAUGCCUCUUUGAUGAUUUGUUAUGUUUUCUUACAAGAAAUUUUUUUGUUUUGUAAAUUGUUAUACAUACUUUAUAAGUUUAUCUAUUUUUCUUUAGAGUGUGUGUUUAUGUGGCUUCUGACGAUACACUUGGGACUGUGCAUGACUGUUUAAUUUUCCUAAAUUUAAUUUAAUCGUUUUAUUUCUGUUACAAGUCAGUGUAUCAUUAGAAGCUUUGUAAAUACUACUAAACCUUGGCAUAUGAUAGGGUUAUACUUUAGUUAAGAAAAUGCUUGAAAAUACCUGUAAAAAUAGUUAUUAAUCAGAAAGUCUCUGUAUAUAUAUUUUAACAACCGAAGCUUACUCAUUAUAUUUAUUCUAUAUUAACAUCUUCAAACAAC